UGUGUGGAUGGGACUACAACCAUAGCAUCAGUCCAUUUCUAGUGAUACAACUGAUUUCACAGAGCUUCUUUCACUGUACUGUGCGAUGUAACAUGUGGAUAGUUUACAUCAUUUAAUGAAAAGCUUAGAAAGAACCAUUUUUCGCGGUGUUAUGUUGGCCGUAAAGCAGGACGCGGCGGCAUUUACGACCAUGGUGUGACGUCACUAUCGUAAUGUUGGAGAAUGUGUCGGUAAAUAAAGGCUUAGCUUUGAGUUGUAAUUUCAGAACGGCUUUUAGCUGCUCUUUUCUGCUUGAUAUUUAUAUUUUGUUAAAUGUAUACGAGAUAAUUGAAUAAUAGGGCAUGGUCAUGGAUGUCAGUUGAAACUCGGCUAGCUAUGUGCUGCUAGCUGUAUUCUUACAUUGUGCACAGAGCAGCUCUCUUUAGCUUAAUGCUAACGUUGGCUAACUUGCUAGCUUACACUUGAAAUUUAUCCACCAAACGUUUGCGUGUAAAACAUUAAACCACAACCUGGACUGCGCGUGGGGCUAGUUUAUCCACUUCAGCACUGAAAGCAAUAUUAAUAUAAAAUGUCAGCGCAAAAAGACUGUGAGUUUUUGGUGAAGAGAGCCCGGGAGCUGGUCUCUGAUGAUCCCUGUGCGGCUAAAGCCUGGCUCAUCACAGCCAGGACACUUUACCCUGCAGAUUUCAACAUACAGUAUGAAAUGUACAUCAUUGAACGCAAUGCAGAGAGGACAGCAUCAGCAGGGAGACUGCUGUAUGACAUGUUCAUAAACUUUCCAGAUCAGCCCAUUGUUUGGCGAGAGAUCAGUGUCAUCACAGCUGCCCUGCGCAGUGACUCCCAGGACAAACAUGCACAGUUCCUACGAGGGCUUUUUGAGACACUGCCUGGCCGUGUGCAGUGUGAGAUGCUACUGAAAGCCACAGAGCAGUGUUUCAACACUUUGGAGAAGGCAGAGAUGCUGCUCCUUCUUCUUAAGCGCUUUCCAGAGUCUGUGGUCCAACAUGGGGUCAAUUUAGGAGAAACACUGUUGGAGGCGGAGGCAUCAGAGAAUGUGGAGACUCCUGUCAACUGCUUUAGAAAACUUUUUGUGUGUGAUGUCCUUCCUUUGGUCAUAAACAACAUGGACAUGCGCUUGCCGGCCAGCCUGAUGCAGAAGUACAUGCUGAAAGCAGCUGAAUUCUACAUAGGCUAUGUAACCCGUGGACCCUCACCUGAUAUACAGAUACAGGGCUCUCAAGAAGGUGGGUCUCUGAAGUCGCCCACUGUGUCCCGUGCCUCCCAGCGUUAUGUGAUUGAUGGCCUGUCAGAAAAGUCAUCAGUGGUAGCAGAACCGUGGGAGAGGCUGUUGGAUAUCCUCGCUGUGGUUGGAGCACGCUGCGAGUGGCAGGGAGACAAGGGACAAAGGAGUUAUGUGGACAUGCUGCUGAGAGUGAAGGAGCUGUGUCGCUACCUGCCCGGUCUGGAAGGUGAUACAAGGUCCCGCUGCUGCAGUCAAGUGGUCAUCUGUGCUGCGCUCGUCCUCUUCCACAGCGCCUUCCUCUAUGUCUCAGCUGUGCAGCCUGCACUGUUCCAGGGUGUGAAUGCGCUGAAUUCGUGGCCGUGGAUCCUUGUGGAGGAUUUGAGCUCGGUGUAUAAUGAUGUGGAAGUGGAGAGAGGAGCAGUUAAACAUGCACAUAAGAAACGCAAGCUGGCAGAUGGGAGAGAAAAGACGAUGAGCUCGGAUGAUGAGGAAGGGUUGGGAAAAGGUCGUGGUCGACAUAUUUUAGUGAACAAGACUGAGAUGCCCAGCUGGUCAGAGACUCUGGAGAGCUUCCGCACAGCGAGGGAAAGCUGGGACCUUCUUCACUCCCAUGACGGCCUCGAAACUGAGUUCAAGAAAAUCUGUGCCUCUUGGAAGACGGACGGCUGGCUGUGGUUCAGAAUAUUCCUCACUGACAUGAUCAUAUACCAGGGACAGUACCGUAAGGCCCUCUCCAGCCUGCACCAGAUGGCCGCAGUGCAGCAGCCUCAGGCUGGGCAGCAGAGCCCCUCAGGUCAGGGCAGUCUGGAGCACCACAGGGCCCUCAUACAGCAGGCGUCCUGCCACUAUGCUCUGGGAGAAUACAGGAUGGCCUGUGAGAAGCUGCUUGAUGUCGUUGGUGGGCUGGUGCCCCCGACCCAAGAACCAACAAGGACCCCAGAGGAUCAGGGUAGAGUCAAGACCAAAGCGAGGAAAGGUAAUGACCUGAGGUUGCUUCCCUGCACCAGCAAAGCUGUGUUACCUUUCUGUCUCCAGCUGAUGUUGUCCUGCUUUAAGCUCCGUGCCUUCACAGACAGUCGCGACGACCUGUCACUCGGUCACGUGGUGGUGCUCCUGCAGCAUGACUGGCCGCAGGGCGAGAUGCUGUUUUUAAAAGCAGUGGAUAAGAUCUGUCAGCAAGGCAGUUUCCAGUAUGAGAAUUUCUUCAAUUAUGUCACCAACAUUGACAUGCUGGAGGAGUUUGCAUACCUGCGCACUCCAGAAGGGGGGAGGAUACAACUGGAGCUGCUGCCCAAUCAGGGAAUGCUGAUCAAACACCACACAGUGACUCGUGGGAUCACCAAAGGAGUGAAGGAAGAUUUCCGUCUGGCCAUGGAGAGGCAGGUGUCGCGCUGUGGAGAAAACCUGUUCAGUGUGCUUCACCGUUUCUGCAUCAACGAGAAAAUCAUCAUCAUCCAGUCUCUUCCUUGACACCUGGCCUGUGACUAUUGAACCUUUUCAUAGUUGACAUUCCAGGCACAGUUUUAAUGCAGCUGGACUGACUUCAUGACCUCGACACAGGACACAUUUCUAGCUCCCUCGUCUUUAUCAUCAUGUAUCACUGAACUCUUACAAAAAGAAUUCGUCUCCUUGCCUUAAAAGUGGAUCUCUCUUGUCAGAGAGUUGGAGUUCGUUUUCUGAGUAUACAGUGCUAAUGCAGUUUCCUUAGUAUGUGUGUAGUUUUCCUCUGAACACACGCUCAACCACAUUUGAAGUGGUUUAAUCAUAUUGUGACAAUUUGUGGGAGUUGACGUUAACAAAAAAAUUAAGUGCAUUUUGAUAUUCUCGGGUAAAGUUUAUUGUUUUUGUUACAAACUUGAAGUGUUAGUUUAUAUAAAUGUUUCCAUUAAAUUUCCUCUUAAUGGUGUAAAGAAGUUGCCUUUCAUGAUUUAUAUCCUAGAAGCUCACAGGAAAUAGGUUUAUCUUCAACUAAUAGUACAAGAUAAAAAUAAGAAUACCAGAUACAAUGUACACGCUUUUUAGAGCACCGACAUGGGUUUACUCUAACUGCAUUCGCUCUUCUCUCUUCUGUCUAAUACAUACUUCCUUAUCUCACUUCCUUUUUCUCCCUAAAGCUACAGUUGGUCACUUUUAUAAGAAUCAUAAAACUGGGAACUGUCAAUACAUCCACACAAAAGUACACGAGACAGAUAAUCUGUGGGGAAAAAAAUCAUGUUCCUCUGCCUUUUUGUAGCACUUCUAAUGGCCUUGUGAACAAAACCAAUCAGAGGCGCAAAGUCUCUAACAGCUGUCAAUCAUGUCAAUCACUGCUCAUGAACUGAUUAAAUGACCAAAUAAUAAACAAGAUUCUGUUACUGCAUCUUCAGUUUCUCUCGUAGAAGAAACUCCUGCACACUGUCUAACUUGCAAAAAUAAUGAUUUUUAAUGCUGCAAUGUGACUAGAUCUUCAUCAGGCAAACAGUUUAGUAAAGAGAAGUCAUCUUAAGUAGAGUGAGUUUGCAAUUAGUCACAUUUCCCUCAGGCAGUGGGAAGGCUAAAUACCAAACAUCAAUUAGUGUAACAAUCAACAUUAUCCAGAGAAAUAGAGGAAUAAAGAAGGAAAAUUUAAAAAUCCUCACUGACAAUCUUAAACAUACCCCAUAGGUACAUUCUUGAGAAUAAAUGCUUAAGCCCUUAUUGUUAACUUGCAUUCUCUAAAAAUCAUACAUGACCAAAUCUUGAAGGGACAUUGAAAAAAGACCUAUAGGGAUAUGUUUACAUCAAGAAUAAGCAUCAAUACACAAAUAGGAAACUUUAUAAUAAAAUGCAACUAGGCCUCCACAAUGUCACAGAGUAAAGUUACAUCAAAAUAUACCAGAAUAUAAGACGGCUUUUCUUUGUCACAAAACUAUUUACCUGAUGAAGGUCUAGUCAGCGAAAUGGUGCAGCAUUAAAAUCAGUAUUUUUGCAAGUUACAGUGCUCUCCUACGAGCCUGUUUGGAAAUACAUGUGCAAAGUAUUCCUUUGUUUUGGGAUACAGCAGAUUUGCCAAUUUCUCCUCUCAAAUAUUGUCAGAAACUUAUGUUAGUGUACUGUUUAGCUGUAAAAUGAGAAAGUACCGUCCACCUGCGGAAGCGUUCUGAGAAAUAAGCAAUGCAGUUACAGAGUCUUAAUUCAUAUUUGAUCAGUGCUGCCUAGUUAAACAGGUUGACCACAGUUCAUGAGCAGUGAUUGACAUGAUCGACCGCUGCGUUUGAGACUCCUCCGCUCUGAUUGGUUGUUUUCAGUGACCCGGGUUAGAUUCAAGCAAAUUGCCUUGAAAAGGGCAUGAGUGGGAGGAGGAGCCAAAUUCUUCUCACAGAUUAUCUUUCUCGUGUAAUACUUUGUGGAUGUAAUGACCAUUUCAGCAAAUAUAAUUUUCAUAAAAGUUACCAAAUCAAAUCAAAUUUAUUUAUAAAGCAUGUUUAAAGACAACCAGAGUUGACCAAAGUGUUGUACAGUAAAAUAAAAUAAGUGAAAUAACAUAAUACGGUAACUGCAAAACGUUAGAGAAAUAACAAACCCAAAAACAUGCACAAGUAAGCGAAUUAAAAAAAAAUAAAGAAAAGAAAACACAGAAUAGUGAGAUCUGAAAUAAAAUAAUGAAAGAAAAAUGGAAACCUUUAGGACAAUCAAAGGCCUUAGAAAACAUGUGGCUGCCUAGCUUUAAACAUGUCUUUAAACAUGUCUACAGAACGGGAGCACAAAAUUGAAAAGGGUAAGCUGUUCCAAAGCGACUACUGCAAAUGCACAAUCACCCUUCCCCGAUUGCGGGACUGCCAGGAACAACUGCUCUGAGGAUCUUAGAGAUCUAGUGUUGGAAAGGGGGCAGAGGAGCUCAGUGAAGUAUUUGGGUGACAGGCCAUGUGAGGCUUUAAAAACAAAUUGUACCAACUGUAUCUU
Molecule: messenger RNA, 5164 nt
Organism: Epinephelus fuscoguttatus (brown-marbled grouper)
Lineage: Eukaryota; Metazoa; Chordata; Actinopteri; Perciformes; Serranidae
Gene: ints10
Product: integrator complex subunit 10
Exons: 17
Coding region: 569-2713 (714 amino acids)
Biological process (GO): snRNA processing
Cellular component (GO): integrator complex
Source: RefSeq, a predicted model, not a curated record